AUGGCCGGGAUCGGCAUCGACCAGUCCAAGCUGCCCGGAGUCAAGGAAGUGUGUCGAGACUUCGCUGUUCUGGAAGAUCAUACCUUGGCCCAUAACUUACAGGAGCAAGAGAUUGAGCAUCACUUGGCAACAAAUGUUCAGCGUAAUCGUCUGGUGCAACAUGACUUGCAGGUGGCCAAGCAACUGCAAGAAGAGGAGGAUCUAAAAGCACGUGCUCAAAUCCAGAAACACCGAAAAGACUUAGAACGACAGGACUGCGAGAUCGCUCAGGAAAUCCAAGUGAAGCUAGUAUUUGAAGCGGAGCAGCGCCGCAGGCAAGAAGAAAAAGACGAGGACAUUGCCCGUCUCCUACAACAGAAAGAACUGCAGGAAGAAGAAAAGCGCAAGAAGCACUACCCCGAAUCCCAGGGACAUGCAGUCUAUGAAGACAGCUAUUAUGCAGAAAAUGGAGGCCCUAAGUUGAGGGGGAUGAAGCAAGCCAUGUAUGAUACACCUCGAAGGGAACAGGAGUUGUCUGAUGCAGAGAUUGCUCGGAAGCUGCAGGAGGAAGAGCUCCUGGCUAACGAGGCAGAUCAGAAGGCAGCUCAAGUAGCCCAAGAUGAGGAAAUUGCCCGUCUCUUGAUGGCCGAGGAGAAAAAGGCUUUCAAGAAAGGGAAGGAGAGAGAAAAGUCUUCCUUUGAAAAGAGGAGGCAUGAUCAAGACUGGAAGCAUGAUGCAAGUGAGUCCACGCGCUCAAGGUCAAAAGAAGGGCCUGAAACUCAGCGACACAAAGGUGACAGGUCUUCAAGGUCACAGCCUCUCCUCGAUGACUUUGAACACCCUCGGUAUUACACAAGCCAGCCCAGCCCCUUGCGCCAGAUCCCCAAACCUGAGCACUCUCCUAAAGGUUCCCGUAGGAAGCAGUAAACUGUGCUAGCCUUUGCUUUGGUACUGACUCUUCUGUAGCAAACAUUACUGGAAUUGCCAGGCAACUUUUUUGAUUCCUUACCCAAUGGGAGGUGCAGCCUCCACUCCAGGAUCUCCGCUUUGUGUCAUCAUAGUAAUGAGGAACACUUGUUCAUUGCAAUUUCUUACUCAUAUGUGAUCACUUAAGCAGUGCAGUAUAAUCUAGCCGCCACUGAGCUGUGUGAAUCAACUAGCUGACUUAACAGCUCCCUCUUAUAUUCUUUUGAGGCUUUCUUUUAUCUUUAUCUUUAAGCUUUGGCUGGAGCGUUGACAAAUAGGACAAAUAGAGACACACGUACAACGGGGAGGAAAAUCCAACAUAUGAGCUGGGUUAUGGCAAUGCAGUAGAACGUCAGAGGUAAAAGUCCUUUCCAUAUUAGGAUGGUUUAGCAAAGAGAGUUAUAAGAGGAAACGUGUUUCUUCCUGUGCUGGAUAAGACAGCUGAGCCAACCUGACAGUCAUGCUAGCUUGCAGGAAGGAGAGAGGAUCUUACAACGUACACCAGCAAAAGCCAGAAGCCUGAACUGGUGAGGAAGAAAUUGCCUAUAAACAAAAUUUCUUAACUGCUGUACUUCUUUCUAGGGUUUCCAGCAAACUGUGUAGAGUGUGUAACCAGGCAUUAAGCUCCAGUAUAUAGGAUAGAACAGUUAAGAGGAAAUACUAUUUCAGCUGAAAUUAGACCUUGUGUGCAUGACUUUUAGGACAUGCCAGGGAGUUGAUGAAGCUGUGAGUUGUGGAUUGGGAAGAAUGAUACAGAUUUAAAUGCC
This is a messenger RNA of Gavia stellata (red-throated loon), 1712 nucleotides long. RefSeq names its product coiled-coil domain containing 50 (gene CCDC50). The record is from RefSeq and is a predicted model, not a curated record. NCBI's taxonomy places the organism in Eukaryota, Metazoa, Chordata, Aves, Gaviiformes, Gaviidae. The transcript is spliced from 11 exons. Gene Ontology annotation, cellular component: cytoplasm. The coding region runs from base 1 to 906 and encodes 301 amino acids. Gene Ontology annotation, molecular function: ubiquitin protein ligase binding.